AUGGAAGUGUUCCUGCCCUCUUCGGACAUUUGGCUGCCCGAACUCAGUCUUUAUUACAGUCUCAAUUUCAACAGUGCCGUCAAAUUACUCAGUAACAACGAUGCCAGGGUCAAUUAUACGGGUCAUGUUCGCUGGUACCUGCCCUUUUCCACGGAAUCCUUAUGCUCUUCGGUUGAUGUCAAGUUCUUUCCCUUCGAUAUGUAAGUCAUCCAAAACAAUUUUUGUGCUUUUAUGUUGGUAUUACGACUGGAUUAUUUUAGACAACAAUGCACCUUAAUGUUUGGUUCGUGGGCUCAUUCGAAUGACUCCAUCAAGUUUUCUCUCUAUUCUCAGAAUCUUUCACUAAUCGACUUCUAUGACAAUCAGGAAUGGCAAUUGGAUAUGGUGAGGCAUCUCACUUAUUACCUCUACUUCGUGACUGAAAGCCCUCAUAAUUUCAGAAGAAUUAUAAGGGUUUUUGUCCCAAGUAGUACCUAUUGCUAUAUACAAUAAUGAAUCCCCUCUUUGCAGAGUCGAAGUCAUAUCACCGCUCAAGCUUUUCUCUAUGAUUAUCUCGACCCUCCAUUAUUUUGGGAGAUGAUCAUUGUCGAAUUGGUAGUAGGACGACAGAGUUUCUACUACGGUAAGAACAUUAUUCAUUCUAAUCGGUACCACUUUAGUUUUCAACCUCGUAAUUCCCAGUGGAAUCAUUGCAGUGGUAGCCGUCGUUGGUUUCCACACUCCCUCAACCUCAGCUCGAGUCAGAGAUGCCAAGUUUAGACUAGGUAUCAUGACUCUUAUGUCUAUGUCCACCAUUGUUGUUGCCAUCGUAGAAGACAUGCCCAAGUUCAGCAUGUCUGGAAGUCGAAAGGCUCGCGGAUCUUUCAGCGGUGUGCCCCUGAUUGGUAUGUUCCAUUAUUGGCAUCAUUGACCACUAUCUUAGGGCUCUAUUACUUCAUGUUACUCGUGAUCGUCGGGUUAUCCACCAUGACUACCUCAAUGUUUGUAUUUCUUGAACGCGACUUCAGGACUAAAAGGAGAGUUCCGUGGUAUCUUAGGUGGCUUUCUUAUGACAUUCGGCGACGAACCUUCAGGUAAGAAAAAUAAAUGUUUAUUGCGUAACAUGACUAACGCUAAAACUUAUAGUAGAGCUUACAACUACGGAGAUACUACUGUUGAACCAUCAACUACGGUAAGUGACUUAACAGUCAAUCCAAGAAUGACGAUGCACGACACAUAGACUAUGUAUUCAAAUUUCAGGAAGCCCUGUUGUCCUCUCAAUCAAGCACAGGACCUCAUCGACAUUUAAACGGGUUUGUAGGUGAAGGUACAGGGCCAAGAACAAGAGGAAGCCAGAAUGCUCAGGGAAUGGCCAUGUCUCUGUUGCGAUUAGUUCCAGCAGAGAAUGAUCAUGAACAAGGUCGGCAAGUUCAAGCUGUGAUCGACGAGACCACGGAGGGUUACCAACACACAAUCUCCAAUCCUGGAGCGGUAAGUUACCCGGUUUUGCUGAGGAUCCAUCAUUUGUAGCAAGAAGAACCAAGUCCGCCCCUGCGAAGACAACUGCGAAAAAGAUUAAGUCUAGCUCACUAUGAUAACAUGCUCUUAUAUCAAUACUUUGGCCAACAAAUAGAAGACCUAAGUGCGCUGAUUCAGCGAAUUGAACGAUCGGUUAAAGAUAUCAAGUAAGUUGUAAAUGGAGAGCCUCCUUUCCUAUUUCUGUAUGCCUAACACUACAAAUCUUUUCCAGGGGUGAUAUGGUUGCCCUUUUGCCUCAAGACGAUAUCAAUUCGAAAUGGCAAACAGUUAUCAGGCGGCUAGAACUGCUCUCACUCAGUUUCUACAUGAGUCUUCUUUUCACAACAGCCUUUUUAUUCUUCUAUCAUGAUUGGUAUUGCGCAAUUGGUAAUUCCCCAUGUGGAACACCCAAUCACAAGUGCCCUUGGAUGAAAGUCGAACCUUGUGGAUAG
Molecule: messenger RNA, 1949 nt
Organism: Bursaphelenchus xylophilus (pine wood nematode)
Lineage: Eukaryota; Metazoa; Nematoda; Chromadorea; Rhabditida; Aphelenchoididae
Source: the annotation of a GenBank genome assembly